Messenger RNA from Closterium sp. NIES-65, 2067 nucleotides. NCBI's taxonomy places the organism in Eukaryota, Viridiplantae, Streptophyta, Zygnematophyceae, Desmidiales, Closteriaceae. The record is from the annotation of a GenBank genome assembly.
AUGGCGACCCCCGGUGUCCUUACCUUUGAUGGUGAGGGUCAUGCUGUUGACUUUGAGGUCUGGGUUGAUGACCUCCAGCUGUUCUUCCAAAGCGAUCGCGCAGACGGACUCUCCCUGUUCGAUCUCACCUCUAGUGCCUCUUUUGCCCCGCCUACUACUGCUUACAGCACUGUUCGCUCACAGCGGGCCACACGCGAUACUGCUGCCCGUCUUGCUGUGCGUCGCCACUUACCGACCACUGAGCGUGCGCACUUUAGUCAGUACAAGAUUGUUAUGACCUUGUACGACGCUGUAGUUGCACGCUACUCUUCCCCUGCCACUGCUUCUCUUAGCCGGCUCAUGCUGCCGUACCUGCUCCCUGACCUUGCUGCCUUUCCCACAGUCGCUGACCUCAUUACGCACCUUCGCACUAGUGACACUUUCUACCGCGCUGCGCUUCCUGCUGAGUUCUGUGCCAAGAAACCCCCCCCAUUUUGCCCCACCACACUCACCGUUGACCUCCUCAAGGAGCGCCUCCUAGCAGCGAAGAAGAGCAUAGUUGCUGUAGGAGCCUCUCGUGGUGACCCUCGCAGCCCCGUCUUUGAGGGGUGUUCCCCCUCCCCCCUCUUGCCCUCUGUUGCUUCUGCUGCUGCGGCCGACCUCGUUGGUUUCGAGUCGGUCGGCGCUGCGUCUGCCCCUAGCGGGAGGCGCCGCACCGGCAAGGGCAAGGGGGGCAAGGGCGCUGGAGGGGCUGGCGGGGACGGUGGAGGUGGUAGUGGAGGCAGUGGAGGGGGUGGGGGUGGUGGUGGGAGUGGUGGCGGGGGUGGAGGUGUCGGUGGCAGCAGUGGAGGCGGAGGAGGCGGCGGCGGUGGCGGAGGGAGCGGAGGCGGCGGAGGUGGCGGAGGCGGCGGAGGUGGUGGAGGCGGCGGAGGUGGCGGAGGCGGCGGCAGCAGCGGUGGAGCUGGUCGCGGCUCUGCGCAGAGGAGUGGUUCCGGUGGUGGUCCGCGCCAGCAGCAGCAGCGCAGUUGUGAGACCCGGUCCCCCCAGCAGCUUCGUGAGGGGUACGCGGGGCGUCAGCGAGGUGGGGGUACUGGUCCCUGCACCUACGUCCUCCGUACUAACGACCACGCUGGUGAGCAGUGCGGGGGGCCGCACUCCACCCAGCACUGCUUCGGCCGCCUAACAGACGCUUGGCGUCACCAGUUCCCUGACGCCAUUGAGAUCCCUCGCUGGGGAGAUCUGUCUAGGGCGGGGGUUGCUAUCUUUGAUCUUGAUUAUGAUGCUAUUCUUGCUGCCAUGUAUGAUGUGUUUACUAGUGAUGUGGGUGACUGUUACCUAUGUGUUCCGCCUGACCUAGGCAUUGAGGCUGCUACUCUAGCUGCUGGUGAGGCUACUGCUCUAGGUGCUAGUGCGUCUGCUGCCCCAGGUGCUGGUGAGUCUGCUCUCUCAGGAACCACGUCGGCUCAGGCCUUACACAUCUUCACCCUUGACUCGGGUGCUUCCCGCUCCUUCUUUCGAGACCGCACCACGCUUACGCCGCUUAAUCGGCCGGUUGCGGUCUCCCUGGAGGACCCCUCUGGGGGUCCUGUCCUUGCUAGCUUCUCCACUGUCCUACCGUGUCCGGCGGCCCCCUCUGGCACCCUGUCAGGUUUCUACCUCCCCUCGUUCUCUACGAACUUGGUGAGUGGUGCUGAUCUACAGGAUCGGGGGGCUGACCAGUUCACUCCUGCGAGUCAGCGGGUGACCCACUGUACUUGUGCUCGGACGGGCCGACACUUGGCCACGUUCACCCGUCGGCCGGGGUCGAGACUAUACACACUGACUACUGAGUCUCCUCCGGUUGCCGAGUCUGGUCAGGUAGCUGCGUCGAGUCAGGUGUUUGCUGCAACGUCCAGGUCAGGUCCUAAGUCUACUCCCUGCUCGUGUCGUCUCGUGUCCCACCAGACUCUCCUUUGGCACCACCGCCUUGGUCACCCCUCCCUGCCUCAUCUCCGAGGCAUGGCCUCCUAUGUCCUUGUCUCUAGUCUUCCCCGGUCCCUCCCUCCCCUCCCUCCGAGGCCUGCCCCUACCUGCGUUCCUGUUGUGUGA